Messenger RNA from Abrus precatorius (Indian licorice), 933 nucleotides. Its product is annotated as CCR4-NOT transcription complex subunit 9-like. Gene Ontology annotation, cellular component: P-body; CCR4-NOT core complex; CCR4-NOT complex. The transcript has 9 exons. Lineage: Eukaryota; Viridiplantae; Streptophyta; Magnoliopsida; Fabales; Fabaceae. The record is from RefSeq and is a predicted model, not a curated record. Gene Ontology annotation, biological process: mRNA catabolic process; negative regulation of translation. Bases 1 to 933 code for a protein of 310 amino acids.
AUGGCCAAUUUGCCCCAAUCCAUUUCCAUGAACGCCGCGUCGUUUGGACCUCCCUCUGCCAACAAGGAACGCAAGAUGGCUUCUGUCGAACACCUCGUUCUCGAACUCAGCAAUCCCGAUCUCCGUGAAAACGCUCUUCUCGAACUCUCCAAGAAGAGAGAGUUGUUUCAGGAUCUCGCUCCUUUGUUGUGGAAUUCAUUUGGUACUAUUGCAGCACUUUUGCAGGAAAUAGUUUCAAUAUACCCUGUUCUUUCUCCGCCAAAUCUUACUCCAGCACAAUCAAAUCGGGUUUGCAAUGCUCUUGCUCUUCUUCAGUGCGUGGCAUCUCACCUUGAAACAAGGAUGCAAUUCCUCAAUGCUCAUAUACCUCUAUAUCUGUAUCCCUUCCUUAAUACCACAAGUAAGUCAAGACCAUUUGAGUAUUUGAGGCUUACCAGUCUUGGUGUCAUUGGUGCAUUGGUGAAGGUUGAUGAUACAGAUGUUAUAAGUUUCCUUCUUUCAACAGAGAUUAUUCCACUGUGCCUGCGCAGUAUGGAAAUGGGCAGUGAAUUGUCAAAAACUGUUGCAACCUUUAUAGUUCAAAAAAUUCUGUUGGAUGAUUUUGGUUUGAAAUAUAUUUGUACUACGGCAGACCGCUUUUAUGCUGUAGGUCGAGUUUUGGCAAACAUGGUGGCAGCUCUUGUAGAGCAACCUUCAUCUCGUCUUUUGAAGCAUAUCAUUCGAUGUUAUCUUCGCCUGUCAGAUAAUCAGAGUGCUUGUGAGGCAUUAAGAUCCUGUCUUCCGGACAUGUUAAGAGAUGCCACAUUCAAUAGCUGCCUUCGUGAAGACCCAACUACUAGGAGGUGGCUACAGCAGUUGCUUCAUAAUAUUGGAGUCAAUCGGGUUCCUUCACUUCAAGCUGCAGGAGGAUUCGAUCAUAUGAUGGUGUCGUGA